UCAACCACUUAGCGGGAGUUGCUUCCAAACGACCAAGAGUUGCAGAGCUACUAGAAGAGAGCAAACGCUUAAAAAUCAGAGCAGUCAUGUCUGAUCGUAAAGCAGUGAUCAAAAAUGCGGACAUGUCCGAGGAGAUGCAGCAGGAUGCUGUCGAGUGUGCCACUCAGGCUCUGGAGAAAUACAACAUUGAGAAGGACAUUGCCGCUUACAUCAAGAAGGAGUUUGACAAAAAGUACAACCCAACUUGGCACUGCAUCGUUGGCAGGAACUUUGGCAGCUAUGUGACCCACGAAACCAAACAUUUCAUCUAUUUCUACUUGGGCCAAGUGGCUAUUCUGCUUUUCAAGUCUGGCUGAAGCACACAGCAUGGUCUCAGCAUUAAUAACUGACCAUUAAAAAUACAGACUGACUACAGAAAUGAAAGGCUAAUCAUUCCUGCUCUGGGACCUGCCUUCUCUCAGCUGCUUUUUAAUUUUUUUUCUUUCCUUUUGUUCCUCUUUUUUUGUUUGUUUGUUUUUGAAAUGACUUUGUAAGGGUUCGAAGAGACGUCUAAAAGAAACACGUUAUUUAUUUUCGUUUUCUA
Messenger RNA from Chanos chanos (milkfish), 583 nucleotides. RefSeq names its product dynein, light chain, LC8-type 1 (gene dynll1). The record is from RefSeq and is a predicted model, not a curated record. NCBI's taxonomy places the organism in Eukaryota, Metazoa, Chordata, Actinopteri, Gonorynchiformes, Chanidae. Gene Ontology annotation, cellular component: cytoplasmic dynein complex. Bases 87 to 356 code for a protein of 89 amino acids. Gene Ontology annotation, molecular function: dynein intermediate chain binding. The transcript has 3 exons. Gene Ontology annotation, biological process: intraciliary retrograde transport; motile cilium assembly.